AUGAAGUUAGAUCCAUCGCAUUUUUGUUACUUAACAAAUACGGAGUUCCGCGUUCUCACGGCAAUAGAAAUAGGCAUGAGAAACCACCAAUACAUCCCAGUGAGCCUAAUUACAACCAUGGCAAACCUGAGAUCGGUCGGAAUGACGAAUGUGAUUUCUUCCCUGCUUAAGGCAAAGCUGAUAGUCCACUGCGGAAAGGUGUACGACGGAUACAAACUGACGUUUCUGGGCCUGGACUACCUGGCGCUGCGAGCGCUGUCAAAAAGAGGAGUAAUAGCGUCAGUAGGAAGAAGAAUAGGAGUGGGAAAGGAGGCAGAUGUGCACCUGUGUAAAGAUACAUCGGACAAUUUGGUAGUGUUGAAGUUCCACAGACUAGGACGCAUAUCAUUUAGAUCAGUGAAGAAUAAUAGAGACUACAUGGGAAACAGAAAGCACGCAAGCUGGAUGUACCUGUCACAGCUGGCAGCGAAGAAGGAGUAUUCGUACCUGUCGAACCUGUACGACGAGUCGUUCCCAGUGCCAGAGCCAAUAGAUUUCAACAGACACGUUAUCGCAAUGAGAUACAUAGACGGAAUACCACUAUCGCAGGUAAGGGAGAUGGGAAGCCCGAAGAAAGUGCUGCACAUAAUAAUGAGCCUGAUAGUAAAACUGGCGAGACUGGGAAUAAUACACGGAGACUUCAACGACUUUAACCUGAUGAUCAACGAGGAGGGAAACAAAGUGACAGUGAUAGAUUUUCCACAAGUGGUCUCGGUGUACCACGAAAACGCAGAGUUCUACUUCGACAGAGACGUGAGGUCGGUGGUGGAAAUGUUUAAAAGGAAGUUUAAAAUAGAUGUGGUAGAGUUCCCAAAGUUCAGUGAUGUGGUAAAAACAGUCGAUCAGUCUAAGGUGGAGAAGCUGAAGGUGGACAUAAGUAGCCUCGAUAAUGAGUUUCUGAACGACGUCUUUCAAAAUUUGAGGCAGGAGGCACCGGAAGGAAGAAAGGACGCUGAUCAAGUGGCAGAAGAUAUGGAUGACUUGAAAAUAGAAAGUGAAUACUACGAUAUCAAGGAGCUUAGUUCGGAUGAAGACUUAGAUAAAUAUAAGCAAAAUUACGAUGAUUAUGAAGAUUCUGAAAAUGGUGACCGACAUGAGGAUGGUGAUGGUGACGGUGAAUCUGAAGAAGGUGAUGAUGAUGGUGAUAAGCGAGAGGGGAAGAAGCACAUACAAAUAUGGAAGCCACACGUAAAAAGGUAA
This is a messenger RNA of Theileria orientalis strain Shintoku, 1239 nucleotides long. RefSeq lists its product as uncharacterized. The coding region runs from base 1 to 1239 and encodes 412 amino acids. Lineage: Eukaryota; Apicomplexa; Aconoidasida; Piroplasmida; Theileriidae. The transcript has 7 exons. Gene Ontology annotation, cellular component: cytosol; nucleus; preribosome, small subunit precursor. Gene Ontology annotation, molecular function: ATP binding; protein serine/threonine kinase activity. Gene Ontology annotation, biological process: maturation of SSU-rRNA; protein phosphorylation. The record is from RefSeq and is a predicted model, not a curated record.